Messenger RNA from Nematostella vectensis (starlet sea anemone), 3696 nucleotides. Its product is annotated as syndetin. Gene Ontology annotation, biological process: retrograde transport, endosome to Golgi; endocytic recycling. The transcript is spliced from 35 exons. Gene Ontology annotation, cellular component: EARP complex. The record is from RefSeq and is a predicted model, not a curated record. Gene Ontology annotation, molecular function: SNARE binding. Bases 63 to 2975 code for a protein of 970 amino acids. NCBI's taxonomy places the organism in Eukaryota, Metazoa, Cnidaria, Anthozoa, Actiniaria, Edwardsiidae.
GGUUACCUGAUCACAACCCAAAAUGGCGGUGAAUGAUAGAACUCCGAAAAUGAGCUAAGAUUAUGGCGCUGCGAAACCGAUUUCGCUCUCUCCUGGGCUUAGAUCGUUCAUCUAAAGAUUUUCCAGACGGGGAGGUCCCUGAGAGUUCCUCUGAUAUAGUUUAUAAGGAUGACAGCAGAGAAUUUCAAGAUGAUCCACGGACCAAUGACGAGGUCUUAGAAACAAUAGCAGAAGUUUACUUCUCAGACUCUACCUUUGACGCAAGUGAUCAUGAGCUACAGAAACUCACUGAAAAGCCAUUGGUAUUAGAAGAUCUUGAUGAAUACAGGAAUACUUUAAGGCAACAGCUUCAGUCGGUUUCUAAGAAAUUAUAUACAAAAGUCUUGGAAAAUCACAGUGCCUAUGUACAGGAAUUACAACGAGUCAUGGAGCUACAAGAAGCUCUUCAGAAUGCUUCCACCAUAUGUGACAGAGGCAGAAGGCAACUGGACAGAGCGAGAUGUGGAGUGUCUGUUGGAGGGUUGGGAAUCUUAGCUAAACACCGCAAGAAGCAGCAUCUUCUGAACCUGAUGGAUUCAUUAAAAACAAUUAAAACUCUUCAAAGAACAGAUAUCCGACUAAAAGAGAUGUUAGAGGAGGAAGAUUACCCUGGAGCUAUCAAUCUGUGCCUUGAGUGUGAAAAAGCAGCUCGAUCCUACAAGCAUUACUUGUGUAUAAGUGAACUGAGCUCAAACCUCCAAGAAACACUAAUCGAUAUUGAGAAACAAUUGAGUGUAGCUCUGACUAGGACAUGUUGUGACUUUGACGCUGCACAUUACGAGAGACUUCAGACGGCUUUCAGAUACCUUGGCAAGACCCAGAUUGCAAUGGACCAGAUGAUAAUCCAUUUUAUGAAUCAUAUCAAUCAAGUCUCAUUUGCAGUAAUCAACAAUCAUUUGGAGGGGGAUGCAUCUGACUGCAUCACGGAUGAUGGUCAACAGCAUGUCCACUACAGUGGGCUUUGCAAGAAAGUUGGUGUGGAUCAAUUCACUCCUUGCCUUUUGGAUCUUUGCAAGUCAUUGUGGUCCGUUAUGCUGAACUACCAUAAAGUCAUGCAAUGGCAUGAGCGGUAUGAUCCGGCUAUGCAUGUAACCGGAAGUGACAUCACAGGUGACGGCACUGAUGAUGAGAAGAAUGCUGAAGCCACCUAUAACAGAAACUAUAUUAGACAGAAACUGGAUCAUGGGCUCAAUAGGAUUUGGAAGGAGGUGCAGGAGCGGAUCAAGGCCCAUUUGCUAGGAACUGAUCUCUCCUAUUUCAAGUACGAUGAUUUCAUCUACGUUCUCGAUUUAGUGAACAGGUUGAUCGCGGUCGGUGGUGAGUUCUGCAGUAGCAAGGCCGAGGAUCUGCACGAAUCUAUUCGGACUCAAACUGUCAAGUAUUUCAAGAACUAUCACAGGUCCCGUAUGGAGGAGCUGCGUAUGUUCCUUGAGAACGAGGCCUGGCAGCUGUGCCCUGUCAAGAUCACCUUCAAGAUCCUGGACCUUCAGGAGUUCCGCUUUUUGAAAAACCAACUUCUGCCAUCGUCCAAGACCCAUAAGCGGACACCAUCAGGGACAAUGCAAGCUCCACCCGACACAGCCUUCUUCACGCGCUAUGCGACCACAGGAAACCCUUUCGAUGAUGUUUACGUGGAAGAUGAAGGCGAAGACGUCAUGGCCCAUAAUGGGCUUGACGGAGAUUUGAAUGACAAUGACAAACGAGGUGUAAAUGAGGACGAGGAUGACGAUGAAGACGAUGAAGACAUCCCAGAGGAGCUGAAACUGGACUAUGUGGAUGAGCGGACUGGCGAAAUUCCUGCAGGCAAGAGCAGCGAGUCUCACAUGCACAGCAGAAAGAACCAGCAGUUCCUGUCUCGCGUACCAUGCAUUACCAACACCACACUUAAUGUACUUAGAGUAUUUGGAAAGUACAUGCAAAUGAUGAAUGUGCUGAAGCCAAUUGCGUUCGAUGUUGUAAUCUGUAUGUCUCAGCUUUUCGACUACUACCUUUUUGCAGUCACGUCGUUUUUCUCCCCCGAGGUUCUGGCGGAUGGCAGCGCACAUGGCCUCAGCAUUAAACUACGUACGACCCUCAAACGCAUUGCAGAUAACCUCAUCUUGAAUCCUGAUGCAGAUCCAAGUUUACAUGCAGCCGAGAAUGACAUGAAGGUCCCAUAUCCGUACCUUUCACCCAUGGUGGACUUGACACGGGAAGACUCCAUGUUUGGAUUAGCAGAACGAAUCCUUGCCACAGAGUCCCUCGUCUUCCUAGCCAAGCAAUUCGAGUUUCUCCACGGGCCUUUGGAAGCAAUCAUCCCGUCCAACAAACGUGCCUUCCUGUCCCAGUUCUACUCACAGACUGUAAGUACGGCCCCUGAGAUUCGCAGGCCAAUAUAUCGUGCAGUGGCUACUCGAUGUAUUGGAUAUGAAAAGACUUUACAAUUGAUGACGACCGUGAAGUGGGACAUCAAGGAGAUAAUGUCACAGCAUAAUGCUUUCGUGGAUAUCUUAGUGCGGGAAUUUCAAGUAUUCAGUAUGCGACUGACUCAGUUAUCAAAGCGUAUCCCAGUUCCAAAAGAGGCGUAUGGUGUGUUAUGGGACCACUGUAUCCGUCUGGCCAACAGAACGUUUGUGGAAGGUUUUGCUAGUGCUAAGAAGUGCAGUAACGAGGGGCGUGCUUUGAUGCAGUUGGAUUUUCAACAGUAUUUGAUGAAACUCGAGAAACUCACCGAUAUCAGGCCAAUACCUGACCGCGAGUACGUCGAGACUUACAUUAAAGCUUUCUACCUGACCGAAAACGAGAUGGAGAGAUGGAUUAGAGAACACAAGGAAUAUUCGAGUAAGCACCUGACUAGUUUGGUGACAUGUGGUGUUGGCUCUCAUAUCACCAAGAAAGGUCGCCAGAAGCUGUUAGCAAUUAUAGAAGAGCACGAGAAAAAUAAGCAAGUCAGAUGACAAGGAAUAAGAGGCACCAGAGUACCAUUUAUGGGAAACGUAAUGGUGGCACAGGAGAGGUACCACUGUAUGGUCAAUAGGGAGACGUAACCACCACGUGACAAUAGGAACGGACAUCUUAUGGUCACGGAACGGUCACGCGACGACACGUAACGGUCACGCUGCGGUCACGUAACCGUCACUUCGCAAUCACGGAACUUUCGGUAACACCCCACAACACGUCAUUGUCACGGUACGGUCAUGUGACAAACACGUCACGGUCACGUGGUCACGAUGGUUACAUCACGACCGCAUAACGGUCGGUACGGGCUUCACGCCACGAACAUGGUCAUUACACUACGCCACGACCACGGAAUGGUCGGUAAGAUCACCGUCACACAACGUGACCCAGUACGAUCACGUCACGUCACGUCACGACUUAACGGUCAAUACGGUACGGACGGAUCUGUCAUACCAAAGUUCUAAUAAUAAAAAAUAAAUGCAAAAUUGAUAUAGUUUUGAACAAAAUACGUGAGUUAGGGAUUUCAUACAAAGGAACGACUGUGUUUAGUACACGUUUUUCCAUGGACUCUUUUUGAAAGUAGUUAGGCGAAUAAAGUCAUUAUGUCCGUUUUGAUUUUAAUUCGUAGAUCAAAGUAGGUAGAGGGUAUUAGGUUUUGUUAUAUGACUGUACUAAUUGAUCACAAUUGUAUUAUAGAAAAAAUACUUUGACAGAUUCUAA